Messenger RNA from Salvia splendens (bonfire salvia), 2113 nucleotides. Its product is annotated as serine/threonine-protein kinase PEPKR2. The transcript has 4 exons. Gene Ontology annotation, biological process: protein phosphorylation. The record is from RefSeq and is a predicted model, not a curated record. Bases 475 to 1869 code for a protein of 464 amino acids. Lineage: Eukaryota; Viridiplantae; Streptophyta; Magnoliopsida; Lamiales; Lamiaceae. Gene Ontology annotation, molecular function: ATP binding; protein kinase activity.
CUCGGUUAGACCAAACAUCCCCCUUUUCCUCUUCGUUGAAGUCUCUUCUCUUCUUCCGUUGCUUUCUCUCUCUAAUUCUCUCAAUCAAUGCUACCUAUUUGCCGCAAUAUUCGCAGUUUCCAUGUUUUAAUUAGUUACUCCUUUUUAUCUUAUUUCUGUUUCUGCCAUUCCGGGUUAGGGUUUAUGUCAUAUUUUUUUAGGGUUUUAUCCCUGCGAUGAUCAUGUGUUUUUCCGAAUUGAAUUGAAGUCCGUCUAGGAUUUGUUUUUCCGCAUUAUUGUAGGAGAAUGCGGGAAGCAUUGUGUGUUUGAAGGUUUUGAUCGAGGUUGGAGUUAUUAUUCCUUAAUUGGUACUUGAGUGGAUUAGGUUUGUCUUGAUUCUCUGGAGGAAGAAAGAAGGCAAACGUUAGUUUAAUUAGGUCGUCUAUGAUUUCUGAAGCUCUGGGAAGACCAUAACUGUGGAUUGUUUGUUUAACAAUGGAGUGCUUGGGGAAGAAGAGGAAGGGAGUCGCGAGGGCCUGUGAAAACGAUUUUGACGAUCAGGCUCGAUUGACAGUUCUUUGGCCACAUUUGUCGCUGGAAGAUUAUUCGAGAAGGAAAAAGAAGUGCAAGGAGGUUGUAAUCCCAAAAAAUCUUGAUUCGAGGAGAAAAGUUGUUAAUGGUGUUUCAACUGCCCCUGCAUGUGGAACUGCUCAUGUGGAGUUUUCAGGCAGAGGUCUUAAGAGAAAAAUUGGCUGUAUCGAUACAGCAACACGGUUGGGCAGAAAGAAGAAGAUCGAUCAAGUGUAUGAACUGGAUAAAACUCUAGGGAAAGGGAAGUUUGGGUCAGUGGUGUUGUGUCGGAGCAGGGCAACUGGGGAGGAGUUUGCGUGCAAGACUCUGAAGAAAGGGGAGGAGAUUGUGCACCGGGAGGUGGAGAUAAUGCAGCAUCUGUCUGGGCAUCCAGGCGUCGUGACUCUGAAGGCAGUAUAUGAAGAUGCUGAAUCUUUUUAUCUAGUGAUGGAACUUUGCUCUGAGGGGCGGUUGCUUGAUCAGAUGGCUAGAGAAGGCCUCUACUCCGAGCAGAAGGCAGCUCAUAUAAUUAAGGAAUUGAUGUUAGCUGUUCGGUACUGUCAUGAGAUGGGUGUAGUUCACCGGGAUAUAAAGCCUGAGAAUAUCCUGCUCACCACCUCUGGACAGAUGAAGCUUGCGGACUUUGGAUUAGCUGUGAGGAUUUUAGAUGGUCAGCACCUGACUGGUAUCGUUGGAAGUCCUGCUUAUGUUGCUCCUGAGGUUUUGGUUGGUAAUUACUCGGAGAAAGUGGAUAUUUGGAGUGCUGGUGUCCUUCUCCAUGCACUUUUGAUUGGUGUGCUUCCAUUUAAAGGCGAUUCAUUGGACACCGUGUUUGAGGCUAUCAAGAAAGAUAAGUUAGAUUUUGUGGGUGGUGCUUGGGAAUCUGUGUCACAGCCUGCUCGUGAUCUGCUAUCAAAGAUGCUAACAAGGAAUAUCUCAACAAGGCUUACAGCUGAUGCGGUUUUAAGACAUCCUUGGAUUUCUUUCUACACUGAACCGUCGUUAAAGGUGCGAAGCCUUGAUCCAAAGAAGAAGUUAGUAAGAUUGACAUUAAGGCAGCUAACUAUUACUCAUGGGCCAGAGUCGGAGAGAAAAAGGAACGUAUACGAAGACAGUCUCAGUGAUGACUCUACCCCUACUCCAGCCUCUAGUCGUUCGUGUGAGGAAGAAGACACAGGGCUGGUGGAUAUACUAGCUGUGGCUAUUUCACGCGUACGUAUAUCUGAGCCAAAACGAAGCCGGAUCUGCAGCCCCUCGAGGCCAAUCCAACAGGAAUGCUCCUCUAACAUCAAAACCAGUAACCUCUGUACAGCAUUCUGAUCAUCGCUGAAACGUCUCGGAGUUUUAAAUGUUGCUGGGAUGGAAAUAACUUAUGGUGGCUUGCUUGAACCUAACAAGAUGGAUAUAUCACUCAUUGUUGGAGACUGGUGACCUAAUUUCUCAUGUAUAAAUAACUACGAAUAACAAGAACUGAUCGAUUAUCUGGUAACCAGAAUCCUGUAAAUUCUACCUCCAUUUAACCCACUGAUAUAUUGAGUUUUUUUUGGAAGGCCACGUUUGGCUA